AUGAGUAUCCGCUUUAUUUCUCCUGGUGUGAAGAAUGGCCUUUACGGUUCCUUCAGGUGUUAUUCGAAAACACCGGUUCGAAGGUUGGCCUCAGUGAGUACAGCCGCAGAGCCAACCACGAGGCCACUUUCGGCUGCUGGCAUAUAUGCCUCAGGAGGUCACAUUAGGAACGACUGGACGAAGCGAGAAAUACAGUCUAUCUAUGAUUCUCCUAUAAUGGAUCUUUUGUAUUUCGGAGCCACAGUUCAUCGUAGGCAUCAUGAUCCUCUCGCUGUACAACAAUGCACUCUCUUGAGCAUCAAAACCGGAGGAUGCUCGGAGGAUUGCGCGUAUUGCCCACAAUCGUCUAAAUAUAAGACAAUGGUUAAGGCGUCGAAGAUGUUAGACACCGACGAAAUACUCAAUGCCGCAAAAAAGGCCAAAGAAGCCGGCAGCACCAGGUCAUUACUCGAA
Messenger RNA from Acaulospora morrowiae, 453 nucleotides. Lineage: Eukaryota; Fungi; Glomeromycota; Glomeromycetes; Diversisporales; Acaulosporaceae. The record is from the annotation of a GenBank genome assembly.